Molecule: messenger RNA, 5536 nt
Organism: Choloepus didactylus (southern two-toed sloth)
Lineage: Eukaryota; Metazoa; Chordata; Mammalia; Pilosa; Megalonychidae
Gene: LRRTM3
Product: leucine rich repeat transmembrane neuronal 3
Exons: 3
Coding region: 548-2293 (581 amino acids)
Cellular component (GO): plasma membrane
Molecular function (GO): protein binding
Source: RefSeq, a predicted model, not a curated record
CAGAAUGACAGUCUGCAGAAGUGAGCUGAGCCGUGAGCAUGGUUCAGGGCUCUCCUGUCUUCUCGGCACCAUCGCAUCUCUGUGGCUGAACUAGGCGCUUACACAAGAAUUGCUGGGCUAUGGAAUACAGAUGUGGCUGCUCAGGUAGUCCCACGUUGCCUGGAAGGAUACAUCACGCGUUCCGAUAAGAAGAAAUUGUAGAAGCCAGUUUUUUUUUUUUUUUCUAACCACCCCCCACCUCCUCCAAAAAGAAAAAAAAAACUGUAAAUAUGCAAAAACGUAAUAUCCAUGAAGAUCCUAUUACCUAGGAAGAUUUUGGUGUUUUGCUGCGAAUGCGGUGUUGGGAUUUAUUUGUUCUUGGAGUGUUCUGCGUGGCUGGCAAAGAAUAAUGUUCCAAAAUCGGCCCAUCUCCCAAGGGGUCCAAUUUUUCUUCCUGGGUGUCAGCGAGCCCUGACUCACUACAGUGCAGCUGACAGGGGCUGUCAUGCAAGUGGCCCCCUAAAGCCAAAGCAAAAGACCUAAGGACGACCUUUGAACAAUACAAAGGAUGGGUUUCAAUGUAAUUAGGCUACUGAGCGGAUCAGCUGUAGCACUGGUUAUAGCCCCCACUGUCUUACUGACAAUGCUUUCUUCUGCGGAACGAGGAUGCCCUAAGGGCUGUAGGUGUGAAGGCAAAAUGGUAUAUUGUGAAUCUCAGAAAUUACAGGAGAUACCCUCGAGUAUAUCUGCUGGUUGCUUAGGUCUAUCUCUCCGCUAUAACAGCCUCCAAAAACUUAAGUAUAAUCAAUUUAAAGGGCUCAACCAGCUCACCUGGCUAUACCUUGAUCAUAACCAUAUCAGCAAUAUUGACGAGAAUGCUUUUAAUGGAAUACGCAGACUCAAAGAGUUGAUUCUGAGUUCCAACAGAAUCUCUUAUUUUCUUAACAAUACCUUCAGACCGGUGACAAAUUUACGGAACUUGGAUCUGUCCUAUAAUCAAUUGCAUUCUCUGGGAUCCGAACAGUUUCGAGGCUUGCGGAAGCUGCUGAGUUUACAUUUAAGGUCUAACUCCCUGAGAACCAUCCCUGUGCGAAUAUUCCAAGACUGCCGCAACCUGGAACUCUUAGACCUGGGAUAUAACCGGAUCCGAAGUUUAGCCAGGAAUGUCUUUGCUGGCAUGAUCAGACUCAAAGAACUUCACCUGGAGCACAAUCAGUUUUCCAAGCUCAACCUGGCCCUUUUCCCGAGAUUGGUGAGCCUUCAGAAUCUUUACUUGCAAUGGAAUAAAAUCAGUGUCAUAGGACAAACCAUGUCCUGGACCUGGAGCUCAUUACAAAGGCUUGAUUUAUCAGGCAAUGAGAUUGAAGCUUUUAGCGGACCUAGUGUUUUCCAGUGUGUCCCCAAUCUGCAGCGCCUCAACCUGGAUUCCAACAAGCUUACAUUUAUUGGUCAAGAGAUUUUGGAUUCUUGGAUAUCCCUCAAUGACAUCAGUCUUGCCGGGAAUAUAUGGGAAUGCAGCAGAAAUAUUUGUUCCCUGGUAAACUGGCUGAAAAGUUUUAAAGGUCUGAGGGAGAAUACAAUUAUCUGUGCCAGUCCCAAAGAGCUGCAAGGAGUAAAUGUGAUCGAUGCAGUGAAAAACUACAGCAUCUGUGGCAAAAGUACCACAGAGAGGUUUGAUCUAGCCAGGGCUCUCCCAAAGCCAACGUUUAAGCCCAAGCUCCCCAGGCCGAAGCAUGAGAGCAAGCCCCCUUUACCCCCCACAGUGGGGGCCACAGAUCCUAGCCCAGAGACGGAUGCUGACACGGAGCAUAUCUCUUUCCAUAAAAUCAUCGCUGGGAGCGUGGCCCUUUUCCUGUCUGUGCUCGUCAUUCUGCUCGUUAUCUACGUGUCAUGGAAGCGGUACCCAGCGAGCAUGAAGCAGCUGCAGCAGCGCUCCCUCAUGCGAAGGCACAGGAAAAAGAAAAGGCAGUCCCUAAAGCAAAUGACUCCCAGCACCCAGGAAUUUUAUGUAGAUUAUAAACCCACCAACACGGAGACCAGCGAGAUGCUGCUGAAUGGGACGGGACCCUGCACCUAUAACAAAUCAGGCUCCAGGGAGUGUGAGAUACCUUUAUCAAUGAAUGUGUCAACCUUUCUGGCAUACGACCAGCCCACAAUAAGUUACUGUGGGGUGCAUCACGAACUUCUCUCUCAUAAGUCCUUUGACACGAAUGCACAGGAAGAUACUAUGGAAACACACCUAGAGACUGAGCUGGACCUGAGCACAAUCACAACAGCCGGCCGAAUCAGUGAACAUAAACAGCAGCUGGCUUAACUGAGUAAAUUGGUAGUCAAGGUUUGCCACCAAACUGUAACCUCAAGAACAAAAUGAGGAAGAUGUGUUCAUUGUGGACUUAAAAACAAAACAAAACAAAACCCCCCUGUUCAAAUAAACAAAAAUCCAAGAUGAUUCAUGAAAUAAAGAAGACACGAAUUGUUUCAAGUCUACACUUUGUAAUUAGCUAAGCUGUGCAGUAUUUUUUUGACUUAAAGAAUGACCCUGAAAAAAAAAAAUCUUUUUCAAAACUCAUCCUACCUACCUGUAAAAACUGUACAGAGCUAAUGUAUUUUUCAUAUUGUAAAGUUUCAAUUAUAGAAACAACUGGUAUGUAUAGUACCAUAAUUUAAUUACAAUUUUACUUUAAAAACUUUACAUAUUUCAGUUUCUAAAAUUUUAAAUUAAUGAAAAUUAUUUCUUGUGUUAUUCAGAGUUACUCAGUUUUGUAGGGACUGUUUUGUUACUGCUUUUGUGCCCAGAGAACUUUACUCUAAAAUUCUGUGCUGUGCAAAACAUGCACGAUUUUUAUCAUGCUUACUGCGUAGAAUUUUAUCUACUUGUUCCAGAAAUAAUACAUUAACCAAAAAGGGUUUAAGUGUUCAGACUUGUAAGAGGUUCUUCAAUUACAUAGACAGGUUUUUCUUAUAAAUGGAAAAAAAAAAAUUCAAAGGUUUUUUAACAACUCUUCUCAGUCUUAACUGUUGCCUUGAAUUACAGCCUAGUUUCUAAGCAGUGAAAUGUAAUGAUAAAGAGGGAUAUUUUAACAACAUAUUUCUGAAUGAAUGACUCAUUAUUUCAUUCUUUUCAGUAACCCAUUGUAAGGGUAGAAGGAAGCAUGGACAAAAACAUCACUGGAAACAAAGGCCGUAACCACAGCAACAGACUUUGAUACACUUAAAAGGUGCAACUGCCAGUGACAAAGAAAAACUUUUGUUACAUCUCAUUAUCUUUAGGCCAAGGUGGGAGGAUAGUGCAUAAUAAUUAUACAGUAGCAAUUUUUCUCUUAAUUAACCCAAAGUGGUUUACCUAAAAAAAACAUCAGUUAGUGCAAAAUGUGCCUGACUUUUAAGGCAACUUUUCCUGUGGAAUUGUGAGGCUAUAUUUUGGGAACAUCUCAAAGGAAAUAUAUGAUAUUUUUACAUUGUGUGCUACAUCAGUUUUCUGCUGUGGGUGAACUUUAAAGCCCUACAACUCAUUCAAUUCACGUAUGAGCCAUGGUAAAAAACUUUUGUCACUCAAAGUAGAUUGUAUACAUCCUUAAUAUUUUCUAAAUGCAAUCCAUGAUAGGAUUCACUUCCAAAUUAUUUGAAAAAAACUCAAAAUAAUUUGACACCAACUCUGACCAUAUUGAUUGUGCAAUUAUAUUAUAAAGAUAAUUCAAAUUGAAUUAAGAAAACUUGAUGUUUCAGCUGCUGAAAUAAUCAGUUUGUUUCUGUUGUUUGCUUGACACAGACUAAUGCUUGAAAAUACUACCAUUUUAUCUAUAGUAAUCACACUAUUCUUUUUGGUUUGUCUUUUAACAUAAAACUGCAAGUUUCAAUUUCUGUUGCACUAGGAGAAUCACAUUUUUAUGUGUGGUUAUUUUAGAUUCAUGAAAUAAAAACAUAUUGUCAAUCUAACAAGGGUCAAAAGCAACUGAAAACAGGAGAAAAUAAUUUUCAAAAAGUAAUGCCAAACUACUUUUUUUAUUUCUUUCAAAAUUACUACUACAAAAAUUUAGUUUUAUGGAUGGUUAUCACAGCAAAUUUAAGAGCAGCUUCAAGAAGAAUGAACUUUAAAAUGUAGGGAAAAAUUUGUUGCAAAUAUCAGAGAAAAAGAUGCAAAAUGUUUGAAGAAGCAAACUAUUACUAAUUUAAAUGAAACUAAAUGUCAAACAUAGUACUUGUAUAGACUACUUAGCAUCCCAGGUUUUGUAACAUAUUUCACAUAAAUUAUUUGCUAUUCAAAUUUUUGUCAUUUUAAGUCUAAUUUUAAACUCUAUAGUUUUUCCAUUUUCUAAUUUCUUUGUAAUGUGUCUUUCUCAAAGUAUUCUUAAUCCCCAUUGUUGAGAUUUUGUUUGGCCCACUUAGCAAGUUUAUAGAAGGUUAGUUGUGAAUCUAUUAUUUGUGGGUCAAAAAUUAGAUAUAAUCGUUUAUUUGUGAUGUAAAGCAAAAUUUCAAUUUGCAUUUUUUUUUCCACUAGAAGUUCUCCUUGCUAAGAAUCAAAAGGAAGAAUUAAUUUGUGUAAAUACACACUGGUCACCUAUUUCGAGACAUUUUCAAAAUUGAUAAAUGUUUUUAGAAAUUUUAAGGUUCCAGAGAGCCUCACAAAUGUAUGCCCUUGGUUUCCUGAAGCAAAACAGUCUAAGUUCACCUAAAAUGAACAAAUUGGUAAAUAGAAGCAGUUUACGUGGAACCAUAGCUCUGCACAUAAAAGGCCUAAAUUAUAGCAAGAGCCAAAUAAUCUAAGAAUUUUGUGUUUUCUCAGAUUUGAAAUUAAAUCAAAAAGGUCUUCACAAGAAGAAAAAAGAUUCUAGGUUACUUGGUUGCCUAAUUUUUAUUCCAUCAUGUCCAGUGUGAAAAACCACUAGAGGAUCUAUUUGAGUCUGGAUUCUUUCUCUGUCAUAUGUUUUGCAACUUGUAUCAGUCUGUUUCUAAAUUAUUUCUGAUUUAUCUUUUUCAGCACCAGUAAUCUCCCCUUUCUUCCCUCUAACUACCCUUCCCCAUUUUUCCCUUCCUGUCUUUUGUUCACCUAUUCAAACAACUGAAACACUGACCUGCGUUUGGAGUUGAAAAAUGGAGAGCUUGACCCAUCAUGAUUACAAUAACAGCUGCAACAAAUAAUAAAGUUAUGCAGUGCUUUGAGGUUUACAAACCGCAUUUCACAUAAAUCAUCUCAUUUUGUCUUCAUAGCAACCCUAUGAAGACAUAUUUAUCUCAAAGAAUUUGAGACCUCACUCAAGAACACAGGGUUAAUAAUUCAUGGAGUUGAACCACUGUUGUCUAAAUCCAAAGUCUGUUAGUGUUUCUACUAUAUAAAAAGCUGUCUGGUCUCUGAUAAGAGCCAGAGAAUUUCUAAAGAGAAAAGUGGACAAAAUGAAAAGAUGACAUGUGUAGUAAUACUUAUUUUAACUUCAGUUUCUCUAUCUGUAAAAUACAUGGACUCAUGAACUUUCUUUUUUUGUAAGCUACUCUGGAUUCUCACAUUAAAUCUCUUAGCUCAAAAAAAAAAAAAAAAAAAGGCAAGCCACAAAUUCCUUAA